AUGGGCCUGGAGCUGCUGUUCCCCAUACGACCAGACGAGGGCAGCAGCACCCUGCGAAAGACGCCACGCUGCCAGGCUGCCUGGACGCCCCAGCGGGAGCCCAGAGAGGCCCGGACCACCAAUUCUGUGGACUCCGACGAGCUCCUCUGCCCACGAUCAGCAGCGCAGAGCCGCAGGACAAGCAGGGAGCGUGCGCCCGCCGCGGCCCCGCCCACCAGCCAGGCCCGCGGCGGGCCUGAGCGCGCUCCCAUUGGCUGCUCCGCGGCGGCGCUAGCGAAAGCCGACAUCAUUUCAACCGUGGAAUUCAACUAUAAUGGGGACCUUCUUGCGACUGGAGACAAAGGCGGCAGGGUCGUGAUUUUCCAACGGGAACAAGAGAAUAAGAGCCGCCCUCACACUCGAGGAGAGUACAAUGUUUACAGCACCUUUCAGAGUCACGAGCCAGAAUUUGACUAUUUGAAGAGUCUAGAAAUUGAAGAAAAAAUCAAUAAAAUUAAGUGGUUGCCGCAGCAGAACGCAGCUCAUUUUCUACUUUCUACAAAUGAUAAAACUAUUAAACUGUGGAAAAUAAGUGAACGGGAUAAAAGAGCAGAAGGUUAUAACUUGAAAGACGAAGAUGGACGCCUUCGAGAUCCGUUUCGAAUCACAGCACUGCGGGUGCCCAUAUUGAAGCCCAUGGACCUGAUGGUGGAAGCGAGCCCUCGGCGGAUCUUUGCAAACGCUCACACCUAUCACAUCAAUUCCAUUUCCGUGAAUAGUGACCAUGAAACGUAUCUUUCUGCAGAUGACCUGAGGAUUAACCUGUGGCAUUUAGAGAUCACAGGUAGGAGUUUUAACAUUGUGGACAUCAAGCCGGCCAACAUGGAGGAGCUGACGGAGGUGAUCACGGCCUCCGAGUUCCACCCGCACCACUGCAACGUCUUUGUCUACAGCAGCAGCAGGGGCUCCGUCCGCCUGUGCGACAUGCGGGCCGCCGCCCUGUGCGACCAGCACGCCAAGCUUUUUGAGGAGCCGGAAGACCCCAGCAGCCGGUCCUUCUUCUCAGAAAUCAUCUCGUCCAUCUCGGACGUGAGCUUCAGUCACAGCGGCCGGUACAUGAUGACCAGGGACUACCUGUCAGUGAAGGUGUGGGACCUCCACAUGGAGAGCCGGCCUGUGGAGACGUACCAGGUCCACGAGUACCUGCGCGGCAAGCUGUGCUCCCUGUAUGAGAACGACUGCAUUUUCGACAAGUUCGAGUGCUGCUGGAGCGGAGAUGACAGCGCCAUCAUGACUGGCUCCUACAAUAACUUCUUCCGGAUGUUCGAGAGGACCACGCUCAGGGACGUCACACUGGAGGCGUCUCGGGAGAACAGCAAGCCUCGGGCCCUCCUCAAGCCGCGCAAGGUGUGCACAGGGGGCAAGAGGAAGAGGGAUGAGAUCAGCGUGGACAGCCUGGACUUCAGCAGCAAGAUCCUGCACACCAGCUGGCACCCUGCCGACGACAUUGUUGCCGUCGCAGCCACCAACAACUUGUACAUUUUCCAGGACAAAGUCCACUAGCAAAGCUCACAGAGGGUCUGUCUCCCUGUCCCCUCACGCACGCCCGCCGCGGCUGUCAAAGAGGCCUGACCCCUCUCCCGUAGCUCCCUCCCGGGUCCAGGCAGCAGGACGCCCCACUGUCCAUCCGUCCGCCUGCUGUGAGGGGGAAAUGCAGGCCGACUACUCUCAGCCCGCGCAUAACAGCGUCCUUCAGAAUAAACGUAUUUAUUUAAGUCUGCGCCUGUCUCUCCCGUUCAUAGAACAGAAAGCUUAAAUUAAGGCUCCCGAACACGGUUGUCAGGUGUAAACUCUUUUCUCCCCCACUUCUCCCUCUCAGCCAUCUGGGUGGGCCUUCAAGCCCGCUUGGGGGAAGAGCGAUGGCUGUCCAGCCAUAUCUUGGAGCUCAGGUCACACUCCCUUGCUGCCACUGGCUGUCACACCCCCUGGGGGACCCUGAAAUAAAAGCAAACCAGAGAAUGUUUUUGAAAUAGAA
Echinops telfairi (small Madagascar hedgehog) is the source of this 2014-nucleotide messenger RNA. It is a transcript of the gene PPP2R2D, whose product is annotated as protein phosphatase 2 regulatory subunit Bdelta. The coding region runs from base 1 to 1542 and encodes 513 amino acids. NCBI's taxonomy places the organism in Eukaryota, Metazoa, Chordata, Mammalia, Afrosoricida, Tenrecidae. Gene Ontology annotation, biological process: peptidyl-serine dephosphorylation. Gene Ontology annotation, cellular component: cytosol; protein phosphatase type 2A complex. The record is from RefSeq and is a predicted model, not a curated record. The transcript is spliced from 10 exons. Gene Ontology annotation, molecular function: protein binding; protein phosphatase regulator activity.